This is a messenger RNA of Prorocentrum cordatum, 1142 nucleotides long. The record is from the annotation of a GenBank genome assembly. Lineage: Eukaryota; Dinophyceae; Prorocentrales; Prorocentraceae.
AUGAGACUGGACAAGAACGGAGAGGUGGUCCACAACUCCCAGGACAUGGCGGACCAGGAGCUCAACCAUUUCGCGAAGAUACAGGCAGGCAAGAUCGUGACAGCGGACGACCUUGCCCAUAAGUAUAAUCAGGACAGCAAGACCAGGCCCUUCGACGGCACGCUGGAUCUCUCCAUGGUGAUGCCCCUGUCCGUCUGCCAGGCCCAGUUCGCCGCGGCCAAGGCUGGGGCGCAAGGAGGCCCUGACGGGCUCACGAACGCCAUCCUCAGGGCGGCUCCUGCAGAGGCAGCCACGCUGCUACACCCCCUCUUCACCAAGGUGGCGACCGCGGUGCGGGAGCCGCUGAGCUUCAAGGGCGGGGAUCUGGUCGCCAUCCCCAAAGGCAAGGGCGACCCCCGCUAUCUCCUAGCCUACCGCGAGAUCCUCUUAAACAAUGUCCUGGGCAAGCACCGCCACAAAUACCUGAGGGCCAUGCUCAACGCCACCCUCGCCAUAGCGCUGGAGAACAUCCAGGUUGGCGGCCGGCCCAAGCGAGGGGCUGACAUGGCGGUCCUAGCAGCGCGCCUCUUCACCGAGAGAAGCCAGGCCCAGGGGAAGUGCUCCAUGAUCAGCUGCUACGACCUAAAGGAGGCUUUCUACUCGGUUGUCGUCCAGCUGGUCCACGGCAUCCCAGGCGAAGAGGACGAAGUCAGGGAGGUGCUCGACAACCUAGAAGUUCCCCUGUGGGCCCAGCCGCAGCUGGAGCACCUCAUGGCCAACCCAGGGAUACUCGACACCGUGCUGGAUGGCUCCCACCUGGCUGCCCUCAUUGCCGAAGGGUAUCGCAACAGGUGGACAUCGCACAGGUUCACCCAGAGCUUCAUGGCGCCGCACAAAGGCACGAGGCCUGGCGUGCCCCUCGCCGACGCGGACUUCAAUCAGCUCUUUGGCCGCGUCCACCGCAUGAUCGACAGCUACCUUGCACAGUUCGAGCAGCACCGAGCCAAGUACUACCACUUUGACCAGCACGACGGUGUCGAGUACCACAGGUUCGAGGGCCAGCCAGCCAGCCACUACUUCAACCAGCACGACUGGCCCGAGCACCACAAGUUUGGCACCACAGUCAUAAGCAGUAUCGCGAUGACCAGCACGACCGAGUCGAG